GUUCCCCUUUCUGUGUUCAUAACUGGUGCUGGGUCAUAUGACUAGAAUCAUUUAACUUUAUUGCAGUUUACUUGAAUACUUGUUUUUUUUUAAAAUAGUUUUUUAUUUUUUAUACAGACAAUUUCACAGAGAUGCUUUACAGAGAAAGAGGAAAAUGGGAAAGGCCGAACCUGAACCCCCCAGAAACCAGCAUGUGAGGUAAAAACUCCCCAGAGGGAAGAAGAAAAAAAAACACCUAAACAACUAGAUUUUAACUCACAGUCUGGUCUUUGUUCUACUCGGUACAUUUCAUGAUCAGUAAUUUCAGUUUCUCUGCAAUUGACACACAUGAAUUCUUCGUAUGAUAUUUCAAUAUAAGAGUUUGUAAUGCUUUCAUUUUUGAUAACAAUUGUCAACGUUGUGCUGUGUCUGAUGGCUUUUUCCUGUUUCUAUCCUCGACAGUUUUUAAAGGAUUGCUGUCUGCUAUGCAGUCUUAUGAAAUCUUGUUUUUAAAUUGUCAAAUAAAUUCGUUCACUCAUUCUGUAUCAUUUUAUUCUCGGAAAGCUGAAGUGCAGUACUAACAAUUGAUUUUCUAAUGAGAUCGCUGUAUUACUGAUUUUUUCCCCAAUUACAAGAUAUAUUGCUGUGGAAGUAGAGCCUGCUCCUUAACAGUAAGGCUUGUCAUAUGCAGGCAACCAUUAAAACUGGUGUAAUUUUGUCUGUAUGAAUAAGAUGUAGUGAAAAUAUUUGUAAACAAAGUGGAUACUUUUUAAGUGAAUGCCUGUUACUGUUUAUUAUGUCUCUACUGAGGUACGCUUAGACUAAACAAAUGCAGAUCUGGACAUGGUCAUAACUUUUGAUGCAUAUAAACAGUGCCCUUUCCCCUUAUGAUCAAAGGGCCAAUAUUGUGUCUGUAAUGGGCUGCAAUUUGGGCCCUGCUUUGCCAGUGUAAGACAUUGGUGCAAAUUAAGUUACAUUUUUUGGUCGUUGGUAAACUCCAGCAACAAUCCAAUUAAAUUGAUAUGAGUCUCACUUGAUUGUUAAACGAGAAAGUCAAAGCUGUUGGUUUUAUCCCACUUUCCUACGUACAGCUUUUCCCAUAGAGGCAGUUAUGAACAACCUCAGAGCUGAUCCAGGGUCAAUAUGUGCUGCUCAUACAUUGCCCAGCUGGUGAAAUUAAAUGGACGCUGGCUGGUCCUGGAACGCUGCGCUGUUUCAGCUGGGUCUCACUGCACGGACUCCAGGGCAAUUGAGAUCCGCCAGCCGCAGCGCUGCAGGCCAGGGUGCACUACCUAUUUUCUGCCACUAGAUGGCAUAAAAACGCUGAGUAUUUCACCAGCUUCACAUAUCUGGCUGUGCCAGACGGUAGCGUGGGAAUGGCCAGAUCGUCAGCUCUUCUACAUUUGAGUAAGCAUGGCACUCCUGAUAGAAAUUAUGAAUGGACUGAGGGGAGGAGUUACAUUCUGACCUAUUUAAUCAUGCACAAACUUGUCCUUUUCAUUUAGCUGUGGAUUAGAAAAGACUGUAUUAUCUUUUCAUUAUAAUGUGCUUCUGCCACUGACAGUAUUCUGAUGUUAAAGUGUAAAAGGCAGCUAGAAUGACUGAAAUAUGAAUGAUUACAAUUAGUAUGUUAAAUUAGAUCCCUGGUUCAGUGUGUGUGUGUGUGUGGGUGUGGGUGCAAUCAUGAGAUCAUGUGCCCAAAAAUAUGCUACUACUACUACUACUACUGCUACUACUACUACUACUGCUACUACUACUACUUCUGCUACUUCUACUAUUUCUUCUUUUUCUUCUGUUUAUAGGAGGAGCUUGUAGUCAUUACAGGAACUGUCCCCGGCUUUUGGAUAGAAGCUUCCUUCCACUCUGUAUCAGCUAAGCUGUGCAGAUAUUCAAACAGAGGACUGUGCAGCAGACACAGUUGGCACAGGCAGCAGCUAUGUCAGCACAUGUAAGGUGAUCGGACUUACAAUCCAAAGUCUACCCAUAAUUAAGCACAAUAUACUUUCUGAAUUGAAUUGGUCUUCUAGCUUUUAAGAUGUCAAUCAUUCAGCCUCUUAAGGACUCUUCUUAGUAAUCUGUGCAGGUGGUUCCUUUGGGGCAUUUAACUGUGCAAGUGGCUCCUAUGGGGCAUUGGCCUGUGCAAGUGGCUCCUAUGGGGCAUUGGCCUGUGCAGGUGGUUCCUGUGGGGUAUUUGCCUGUGCAGGUGGUUCCUUUGGGGCAUUGGCCUGUGAAUUCACAAUUGGUACAUAUAGCGCGACACAGAUCAAGAAAACCGUAUGUGGAGUGGAUGUGGUGUACGUGGGAGACAUGGCCGCCACUGAGGCACAGCCGGAGGGAACGGUCUCCAGCGCACGCCCCUGCACACCGAGCCGGAGGGCCGGUGGCGAAACCUCCGAGGGCACGGGCGUGGCAGGGUGCACUUCCUGCAGGAGCAGAACGGACGCAUGGGGGCGAAGCCUUAGUGGAGACUGGAUGACCCCACCCACAUUACGGGCCAGGGUGUGCCACAGAGAGAAGCGCUGCCCACUGCGUGCAGACCAGGCAGGUUUCCCUAGUAAUGGAAGGCACGCUCCCUCUCCCUCUGUCGCUCCCUCUCUCUUGCACUCCAUCUCUGACUGUCUCUCUCUUUCUCUCACUCUCUCUCCCUCUCUCUUGCUCCAUCUCUCUCUCUCACAGGCACGCUCCCUCUAUCUCUCUCUCUCUCUCUCUUGCACUCCAUCUCUCACUCGCUUGCUCUCUUGCUCCCUCUCUCUCUCUCGCUCCCUCCCUCCCUCUCGUUCUCUCCAUCUCUCAGUGCCUCUCUCACCUGCAGGCUGCCAGUGAUUCUGCAGAGUGGGUAAAUAUAGGCCCAGUGAAGGAUGCAUUGAGGGGAGAGAGGGCCAGCGAGCUGCAGGCAGUGCUGCAGAGAGCCGGGACAGGGCAGGGGCGGAGAGGUGUGCGGGAGGUACAGGGGUUUUAAGGUUGUAGGGGGGGGCAGGGGGGACAGCAGCAGUCUCUGCUUCUCCCUGCAGUGGAACAGCGUUGGUGUGGGAAUUGGAAGGUUUUUUUUGGAGGGGGGUGGGGGUGGCGCGUUGGGGCUGCGAGAGCAAUACACUCUGCAGAGAGAUGCGGAGAGGAGCUCAGGGAGGGGAAGAGGGGGGCAGCCCUCUUACCCCCCUUCCCCACAGGCGGGGAGUCCGGCCCGGCUGCCCAAAACCGUCCCUGGGAGCCUGUGCCCAGGAUUAGAGUCCCUCCUGGCCUGGAACGCUCUGGAGGAAAGGAGCGAGAGGAGGUGAGGGGGAGGUGUUGGGGGGGGGGGACUAUAUUUUUGGAUGAGGGAUCUUAUGAGCUUCUAUAAAGAUGUAGUGUGAGAGGAGAGCUGAACAAGGACAUCGCUGUGCUGUGGGCCGCUGCAAGGAGAGGAGGACUCUGGGAUAGAGGGACACUCCAGCGGGGGACUCAGCGACCUGGGCACCCGGUGGGUCAGGAAGAUGCCCUCCCGCUGCCGGACGGCUCUGCACAUCGUGGGCACCACGCUCUUCGCCGCGGUCGUCCUGUUCGGGAUCCUCCUGGCCUACGUGACGGGCUACCAGUUCAUCCACACCGAGCAGCACCACCUGUCCUUCGGGCUCUACGGCGCCAUCCUGGGGCUGCACCUGUUCCUGCAGAGCCUCUUCGCCUUCCUGGAGCACCGGCGCAUGCGGCGGCCGGCCCCGCCGCGGCUCCUGCGCCGCUCGGUGGCGCUCUGCAUCGCCGCCUACCAGGAGGCGCCCGACUACCUGCGCAAGUGCCUGCGCAGCGUCCGCCGCCUCUCCCACCCGGGCCUGAAGGUGGUGCUGGUGGUGGACGGCAACCGGCCGGAGGACGCCUACAUGAUGGACAUCUUCCGCGAGGUGAUGGGGGCGGAGCAGGCGGGCUGCGCGGUGUGGGGCGGGAACUACCACUCGGAGGGGACGCGGGCGGAGGACGCGGCGCGGGUGGCGCGGGUGGUGCGCGGCUGCCGGCACUCCUGCGUCAUGCAGCAGUGGGGCGGCAAGCGGGAGGUGAUGUACACCGCCUUCAAGGCCCUGGGGGACACGGUGGACUACAUGCAGGUGUGUGACUCGGACACAGUUCUGGACCCUGCCUGCACCAUAGAGAUGCUGAAGAUUCUGGAAGAGGAUCCGGAGGUGGGAGGAGUCGGGGGAGAUGUACAGAUCCUGAACAAGUACGACUCGUGGAUCUCCUUCCUGAGCAGCGUGCGGUACUGGAUGGCGUUCAACGUGGAGCGGGCGUGCCAGUCCUACUUCGGCUGCGUGCAGUGCAUCAGCGGGCCGCUGGGCAUGUACCGCAACAGCCUGCUGCAGCGCUUCCUGGAGCCCUGGUACCAGCAGACCUUCCUGGGCACCAAGUGCAGCUUCGGCGACGACCGGCACCUGACCAACCGCGUGCUCAGCCUGGGCUUCAAGACCAAGUUCACGGCGCGGGCCAAGUGCCUGACGGAGACGCCCACGGGCUACCUGCGCUGGCUCAACCAGCAGACGCGCUGGAGCAAGUCCUACUUCCGCGAGUGGCUCUACAACGCCCUGUGGUUCCACAAGCACAGCCUGUGGAUGACCUACGAGUCGGUGGUGACCGGCUUCUUCCCCUUCUUCCUGGUGGCCACGGUCAUCCAGCUCUUCUACCGCGGGCGGCUGUGGAACAUCCUGCUCUUCCUGCUGACGGUGCAGCUGGUGGGCGUGGUCAAGGCGGUCUACGCCUGCUUCCUGCGGGGCAGCGUGGUGAUGAUCUUCAUGUCGCUCUACUCCCUGCUCUACAUGUCCAGCCUGCUGCCCGCCAAGAUCUUCGCCCUGCUCACCAUCAACCAGGCCGGCUGGGGCACCUCGGGCCGCCGGAAGAUCGUGGUCAACUUCAUGGGGGCGGUGCCCGUGACGGCGUGGGCGUGCGUGCUGCUGGGGGGCGUGGCCUACACCAUCUACUGCGAGGCGCGGGCGGGGCUGGAGGGCACGGAGCGGGCGCUGCUGGUGGCGGGGGCGGCGCUCUACGCCUGCUACUGGGCCGCCCUGCUGGCACUCUACCUGGCCAUCGUGGCCAAGCGCUGCAACAAGCGGGAGGAGCAGUACAGCCUGGCUUACGGCGAGGUCUAGGACACGCCCCCCCCCCCCCCCCCACACCACCCCAAACUCCCUCCCUUUUUCACUGGUGCUGCUGACACAGCUGAUCCUGAGGCCCCGCCCCUCCCCCAGGUGCUACGGUUCCCAGCUCAUCGGGGCUCCCUCUGACUCUCGCCCUCGCAAACUGCAUGCUGGGUCUCCCGUGCCAAAGUUCAGGGGCUUUGUUCUUAGUUUUUUCGCGUUUAAGACUGAACUCUUACGGGGAUUAUGGUGUGUCUCCUAAGUGGGGGGGGGGUGCUGAGGGUCACUAGUUUGUGCUACGCUGGUGCGGUGCUUUUCCGGAAACCAGAGGCGUUAAGUACAUACCGGUUUAAGUUCUGGGGAGGGGGAGAGGAGGCGGGUUUUCACUCUUCCAGGGCGUAGCGGCCAUCUUGGCUCUCAGCAGACAGGAAGAGGCCUGCUGAGGCAGGAAGCUGGGCAAGAGAAAUAACACUGAUUUGAUAACACCGACUCAGCAACACGGACUCCUGCUUCACACUGGGUAGGACCGUGGAGCUCUGCCAUGACUCUCUCUACUGGUGCACUUUUAAAAUCCUAACAUGUAACUGACAAUCCAGCCUUUGUACAGAAAUGGUCUCCUAAGCUGGCCAAACACCUUCCACUUUGACGAGUCAUAGGGUGGAUUAUGUGCACUUUUUUAACAUCUACAAAUAUUGAUGGCCAGAACGAGCGGCCUUGCACUCAAAAUCCAUUUAAACUCUUUUAGUGUUUAAAUAAAACCUGCACACGCUUACUCUGUAGAACAAUUUUUUAAUUUGCCACAUCCAGUACAGGAUUAUGCGUUUACAGGUAUAUUUUAAAGAUACAUUCUACUCUCAAAUGCUCUUCCCUCAGUCUCUCCUGAUUGCCCACAGUGGUGUCACAGCCACCAGGAGAGGGUGCUGUGAUGAAACACAGCUGCCACUGGAGGGCGCUGUGGUGAGAAGUGCAUCUCCAGGCCAGGCAUGGCAUUAGAAACUUUAUUUUUUAUUUAUUAAAUUUACCAUGUACCGUGUUUCCAGCUUCUGUUCAUUUACAACACCCUUCUCUAUUUAGAGACUUAAGGACUUAGUGGUGAUUCUACCUACAUUGGUGCACGAUUAACGUGCAAUAUAUAAUGCACCGUUUACAGCUGCUGGAAAUGAACUCUGUUGUCUUUACUGAAUUUAAAAGUCCCCGGAGUCCCAAAAGCUCUGGGUUGCAUAGUGGCUUUCUGAACUUGGACCAGAACCGGGCCCUGUAGAACUUACCGGAAUGAGCCAACGAUGAGGUCAUCCUCCCAGGUGCUACGCGUGGGUAGAUACUCUUUAACUUUACACGCAUUAUUUUCCUACAUCCAGCACGUGACGCCAAAACACCAGUGUACUGCCAUUUGCGAGUGCCAUUGUGUUCGUCAGCAUCAGCACUGCUCCUAAAUGUGGUCACGACUGCACGAGCGAGCCUGGAUACGGAGAAGUGGGACACAUCCGGACCAGCGAACACAUUCUCCGCCAAUCAAAUGUCGCCAUCAUCCCCACUCGCGCCAAUCAAAUCUAUCUCUGUAUUGUCAUCGCUGUAUUAAUAUCAUGCGCUGUGAUUUUCCAUGUCAGGCGUUCAAUGAGAGGGAUCUAUGAUAAAUGAAAAAGGCUGAACAGAAUAAUUAUGCGAAACAAAAAGCAGAUCAGGUUGUAACUGAGAAAAAUGAUUAUUUGGUUAAAUAAAGGUGAGAAUCACGCUGCCACAAAAAAGUUAACAGGAUUUUUAAAAGGUAUUGGAAUAUCCCUCUUUGCCGGUACUUCACUGUACUUUACCAGUACUGCUUUGUUUUAAAUAGUGGAAAGUUCUUGCACCUUUAUAUGUAUUCUGUUGCAUUACAUUGCGUCAAACAAGAACAAAUGUUUCUCAUCAAAGGAUGAUUGUGCAAGUUGAAACGCUGAAGAGCAAACAAGAAAGAGAAAAAAAACGCUUUGCAGCGCAAACAUCAACAGUGCACAUGACCUGUUUUCUUUGAUGGUGGAAUUCCAGGUGAAGAUCAGGUGGAGUUCCCACCACGUACUCUCACAUAUUCAAACUCUGAUUCCAUUCGAAGUGACUGAGUAUCACAGCUCACAAAGUUUAAGUUAGUUUGACCUUACUCUCAGCCUUGUAAAAGUAGAUCACUGUACAUUAGUGUCCCUCCUGUACAACCUUGCAGUGGUGUGUGUUAUUAGAUUUUAGCAGUUGGAGUCUGUGUUGGAGCGUGUUAUUAGGGUUUGGCAGUUGGAGUCUGUGUUGGCAUGUUAUUAGGGUGUAGCAGUUGGGAGUCCAUAGUGGUGUGUUUUAUUAGGGUGUAGCAGUUGGAGUCUGAGUAGUGCGUGUUAAUUGGGUGUAGCGGCUGGAGGGAAAAGCUUCAUUAUUGCACAUCCAGUCUGGGCUCGGAGAUCCUCAGGGUGAAAUAACAACUGGAGUACUGAUCUCUGAUCUUCAGCUGGGAAAUUUUUACAAACCAAAUUAUGUUAUUUAUGAUCUUCAACUACCAUCUCCUAAACGCAUAUUCUACAGCUGUGAGCUUGUUAAAAUGCAGACAUUAAUCAUAACAGCAGACAGAAGUGCACAUGGUGAGAUGCCAGCUAAUAGAGUCAUUGUGGGUGGCUGGACCCUCGAGUUUAAAUACAAUUUUAUCCCUUUUUCAUGAAUACCUUCUGUUCCAUAAAACAAUGUUACAGUUGCUGUCACUACAUUACUGGCGAUAGCUGAAAUUGCCCUACAGCAAUUUUGCUGAACCAGUUACAGUACAGUGACACCAGUACCAAUAGGCUGUCCUGUCAUUAUAGAGAAAUGCUAUUCUGCACGCUUUAGGCUGGGUGUUUCUCGGUCCAUGUGAUUCUGAGGCUGAUUAGAGAAAACUGGUAUCAGUUACUUUGAAUGGCAGCUUUUCCCCGCUUCAAAAACAGAACCUGGGGUCAGUGUGACGCGCCCUUUAAAAAUCACUCAAAACGUCAAAACGUCAGGUGACAUCAGUCUUGCUGGUUCUUCCAGUUGCUCAAUUCUCCGUGCAGUUCUGUGACUCACCUCUGUGCGGCACUGUGACACUUUCAAGAAACCAAACAUGUACAUGCAGCCCUUUAACUGGCAUACCAGCUACCACACAGCGCGACAGAUAGACACACACACACACACACUCACUCAGACACUCACUCACACACACAAACACACACACACACACACAGGGUCGACAGCUGUCACAUUAGUAGCAGUUUAAAGGUCCGAAUAUCAAUUCCAGGUCCUAAUCUUCAUACAUUUACCAACAACCAUUCCACUUGGUUGUUCUAGAGGAAUAAUCUUGAGACUGAAACCCUGAUAACUGAACUACUGGCAGUUAUACCUUCAGGACCUUGGGACAAUGUACAGCAUAUCACAUGUAAAUACCUUUUUGUAUUACUAAAAAAAAAACAAGCAUUUGUCUAUUUAAUGACUACAGUGUGACAAACGAUCUUAUGUAAAAUCUGUAAAAGAUGUAUUUUAAAUUAAAGACAUAUUUUUGCCUUGUAUGGUGUGGAACUAUAAAUAUGUAUUUAAAUAUAUAUUUUAUUGUGUAUAUAUUUAAAUAUAUAACAUAAUGGAUUUAAGAAAAUCACUGAGCAAUUCAAAUGUAUAUUUUUGCAAUUGGUUAAGGCCCUGUAAGAACCUGCGCAUUUUUAAUAAAUGAACAGUAUUAAAAUAAUAAUUUGG
Molecule: messenger RNA, 8780 nt
Organism: Anguilla rostrata (American eel)
Lineage: Eukaryota; Metazoa; Chordata; Actinopteri; Anguilliformes; Anguillidae
Gene: has3
Product: hyaluronan synthase 3
Exons: 6
Coding region: 3450-5084 (544 amino acids)
Biological process (GO): hyaluronan biosynthetic process; extracellular matrix assembly
Cellular component (GO): plasma membrane
Molecular function (GO): hyaluronan synthase activity
Source: RefSeq, a predicted model, not a curated record